This is a messenger RNA of Asterias rubens (European starfish), 9235 nucleotides long. Its product is annotated as myoferlin-like. Gene Ontology annotation, cellular component: membrane. The transcript is spliced from 53 exons. NCBI's taxonomy places the organism in Eukaryota, Metazoa, Echinodermata, Asteroidea, Forcipulatida, Asteriidae. Gene Ontology annotation, biological process: plasma membrane organization. The record is from RefSeq and is a predicted model, not a curated record. Bases 1582 to 8094 code for a protein of 2170 amino acids.
ACACUGCUCAAAAACAAAUAUUUACAUGGUGUUACCGCAAACCUCUCUUAGUUCUUCCACUCUGUUUGGAAAUUCAUCCCAGGAGUAAUUACUAUCCAACUCAAUAAUACCUUGGCCCCAUCUUCUGUUGUGUCUUUUUUAUUAUUAUUACUGGUUUAUUUAUUCAACAAUAUAAAAUAAAUUUAAAAAAAACACUGGCAAUAAAAAACUUAAUUGCUGUCUUAAAUUUACAAUUUGACAGUAAAUACAAUAAAUAGAUAGUUAAAUAUAAUUCGACUAUACAACACAGCAAACAUUAAAUUUCUGAAAAACUGCAUAAUGCUCCAGCACACAUACUCGCGUGUUACAUUUGUAUUUUCAUUCCUCGUUGAUAGUUCAUAAACACAAUUAAACUUUGACAUAACGGACAUUAAAUUGUACUGAUGAUAAUACAGUUUAUCUAUCUCAUGAAUUAAUUUAUCUGGUGGUUUACAGAGUCAAUGGUUUUGUAAAGACCAUUGUUUGGGAUUGUUUUGUUUCUUUAUGACUAAUCUCCUUACUGAUUGUGUCUAUAAUAUGAUAGUUCCAAAUAUAAGUCUUACGGGUAACUUUCUAGACUGUUUCAGCUCUAUUUGGUUUCUGUUGAAUAUUGAUUUGGCAUUUUUUUCAGUAAAUUCUUAAAUAAAUUCAUUUCCAGUUGAGCAUAGCAUAAUAUGAAAAUUUCGGGUUCCACUCUACAUCUUGCUUUAGUAUUUUUUUACCAGAAUGAAUAUUAACUAGCCUUAAAAUAAAAUUAAAAAAAGCUUUUGAAAGUUAACCCCUUUUUUAAUGUAUUUUGUAUAUUAAAAAAUUGCAAUUUUAUCCCACAACUAGCUAAUCUUUCUCUCUUUUACAGAAUCGUUGAAAAAUCGGUAAAAAUAAUAACCUUCUCGCGUAUGAAGCUAGAAACUCCUUUAUAGUCUGUUCUAUCCUAUCUCCUAUGGUAUAACGAUCAUUAGAAGUGGGCAUGUGCAAACAAAAAGGACUAUUUUUUAUCCCCUGCAAAACUUUUAAAGUUUUCGGCACCACCACCACAAAGUUGUGAAACUACGCCCUCUUGUGCACAAACCUUAGGUUGACUAAAAAAUGGGUGGGGCUAUUACUUAAGUGCGUGGGCCGAUACAAGUGUACACUGUAUGGAACCCAUGAUGCAUGGUGUGCAUUUAUUAUGCAUGGGAUGCUGCACUUUUCAUACACCGCCCCCAUAUUCCAUGAUCACACACAGUGUGCUGACCACCAUCAGUUCGCGCCGUAUGUGCUUCGGGGUAGCACGGCCAGCAAGUUGAAGGUGUUGGUUGGCUUGUUGCAAACUUCGGGGAAUUUGUUGCUUCUUUUCCUUUUCUCCUUUAGUUCUAACUUGCCACAGGCGACAGUGGAUUCGUUGACAUUCUUCCAGGUUCGACGGCGAGGACUGUUCUUGUUGGUGGGGGUCGUCCUUUCUGUGGAUUGGAAGUUGUUUCGGACCGGACUCUGGUGGUGAAAACUUCUGGCUAGCUCUUUCUUUGCGAAGUUGAAGAAGGCCAGAGCACGGCAAACGUGCGAGGCUAAAACUCCAACAGCAAGAUGUCGCUGACUGUGGUUGUUUCCAAUGCCACGAACCUGCCGAACAUCGAGAAGUUUGGGAAGAUAGACCCACUUGCCAUUGUCAAAUUUGCAGGAUCAAAGAAUGAGACCAAGAAAAUCAGUGAUGAGCUGAAUCCAACAUGGAACGAGACGUUCACGUGGGAUCUUAAAGGCAAACCGCUCACAUCAGCAGACUCUCUUGAAGUAGAAGUCAAAGACCAUGAAAAGAUUGGACGCAACCGAUUGCUCGGAACGACAACCAUUCCCCUCCGUGACCUGCUCCAGUCAAAGAGUGGCUCCUUAAAUAGCACCUGGAAACUCUUAGAUGGCAACAAACGACCGACAACGGGAGAAAUUGCACUACAAAUAAAAUAUGCCCCACCCCCGGGGGCUGAAGGACCUGCAAAAGGAGGCGGCGGAGGAGGAGGAGGAGCCAGUGCUGCUGCAGCAGACGGUGAUGCAGAUGAAGGAGACGAGGAUGAGGAUGAAGACGGUGGUGGUGAUGACGGUGGCGGUGGUGAUGGUGGUGAUGGUGGUGAUGAUGAUGGAGGCGGAGGAGGAGGAGGAGGCGGCGGUGGAGGAGGGAUUGCUGGAAUACGUAAGAAAAAGAAACGUCGAGGCAAGCUCUCCAAGAAGCCUCAAGACUUCCAAGUUCGUAUCAAGGUGUGGGAAGCUCGACAACUGGCUGGGGGCAACAUCCAUCCUGUUUGUAAAGUCACCGUCUCUAACCAGACUAAGAUGAGCAGAGUUAAGAAGUCUACCAACAGACCAUAUUGGGAUGAGGUAUUCUUCUACAACUUCCAUGCAAGUCCAGCCGAACUGUUUGAUGAUGUGAUCGACUUUCAGGUAUACAAUUCCCGCAAGCUUCGUAGCGAUGCCCUGAUCGGUAACUUUGAGUUGGACAUCGGUACGGUGUACGAGGCUGAUAAUCACUGUAUACUCAACAAGUGGCUGCUCCUGUCCAAUGCCGAGGAUGCUAACGCUGGUGCUAAGGGAUACAUACUCGCCUGUAUGAGUGUACUGUCACAGGGUGACGAAGCAACUGUUUUCAAGAAAUGUGACGAUUCUGAUGACAUAGAGACCAAUUUGCUUCGACCAGCCGGCAUGCAGUUGAGGAAAGGAAUGUUCAACGUAAAAAUCUACCAUGCAGAAGAUAUACCACAGAUGGACGCUGGCUUCUUCGAGGGGAUCAAGAAUAUCCUUGGAUCGGGAUCUGAGAAGAAGGAGUUAGUGGAUCCAUACCUGAUCGCUUCCUUUGCUGGCAAGAAGGUGAAGACUGAUGUGAAGUACACCAAUGACCAUCCAGAUUGGAACCAGGAGCUCAAAGUACCAAUCAGGUUCCCGUCAAUGUGUGAACGUGUGAAGUUUCAAAUGAGAGAUUGGGAUCGAGUUUCCGCUGAUGACUACGUAGGAACAACCUUCCUUGAUAUUGGAGCUAUAUCAUCCCCAGGAGAAGAAGGUUUCCUGCCAACAUUUGGACCGUGUUUUGUCAACUUCUACGGGUCGACCCGUGAGUUCUCUGAGCUCCCAGACCAGUAUGAGGAUCUCAAUAUGGGAAAGGGUGAAGGAGUUGCUUACCGUGGGCGUGUCCUGGUCAGCAUCGACACCAAACUAGGCGAACAUCCCGAGGAACAAGUACAAGAAAUACCGCACCAAGACGUCCUGCGCGUCCAGAAGUAUCUACGCCGUCGCAAGUACCGCCUCUACGCCAGCUUCAUCGACGCCACCAUGGUCAGCGAGAGCGACGACCCCGUGGAGUUUGAGGUCAGCAUCGGUAACUACGGCAACAAGCUGGACGAGAACUGCGCCCCGCAGGCAUCAACCACGCAGCCGACCAAUGCCGUGUACGACGGUUGCCAGUUCUACUUCCUGCCGUGGGUUGAGAACAAGCCGUUGGUGGUUAUCAACUCUGAUUGGGAAGAUAUCAGCUUCAGGUUGGACACGCUCAACAUCGUACUACGCAAAGUGGAACGUCUGACGGCGAGCCUGAACAAGGUAAAGACUAGUAUCAAGGCAGGAGCCCCACCAGCUGAGACCGCUGCCCAGCUCAUUGGUAUGAUAGACGCGUUGGUCGCUGACUGCAGGACUCCACUACCAGCUAUGGAUGCGACCAAAGACAAGACCAACAUCCUUGACCAGCGUCGGUACGACACCCGCGUGGCUUGCAUGAACACCAUCGUGGAGGAAGCAACUAAACUGAGAGAGAAUGCUACCGAUGUUAACGAGGCCCUGGAAGAAAUUCAAGGCUAUUUGCACAUCCUACAAGAUUUAGCUGUUGAGCCUCAAAACAGCAUGCCUGAUGUGAUAGUAUGGAUGAUCAGUGGCAGUAAGCGUAUUGCCUUCCAUCGUAUACCAGCCUAUGACUUGUUGUAUUCCUCCAGUCACCCCGAUGCCUGCGGUAAACUCUGCGGAAAACUCAACAGCAUCUUCCUCAAGGAACCAGAAACACCAGAAGCACCACCGAGGGCGCCAGAGCAGCUGCCAGCAAUGUUUGCUGGUAAGAGUUCCAUGAACAUUGGAGCCAAGAAGAUUCCUGCCAUGUUACGUAUGAAGCUUUGGCUCGGACUGGAGGGAGACUCUGAACAAUUCCAGCUGGGAAUGACUGACGCUUCCAUCGCUGUCUUCGCUGAAACAUAUGAGAAUCAGAUGAGUAUCCUUGGCAACUGGACAAGCAGAGCCUUACCGAGACCCAAGUUCUCUGAUGUAACCGGCAAGAUCAAGUUGAAGAAGGAAAGCUUCAAAGUACCAGAAGGAUGGCGCUGGGAGGGAGACUGGUUUGAGAGCCCAGAACUCAGUCUGUUGUAUGACGCCGACGCUGGGAUGUCCAAGUUCUUGGAGGAUGUGUACGAACAUGAAUCCAGAAACAUUCCCGGUGGCUACUGGGGACAAUCCUCCGUUCCAUUCACCAAUGUGAAAGGAGACGCUUGCGGAGCCCGUGAGGAGAUGAAAGCGCCAGAGGGCUGGGAUUGGGAGGAUGCUUGGGCACUGGACAUCAACAGAGCAGUGGACGAGGAAGGUUUUGAGUACUGCGUUGAGGCCACCAUGGCAAGCUGGGGAGCUGUAGAGAAGACAUACCAUCUGUGUCGACGUCGGCGCUGGGUCCGAUCAAGAGUCCUUGUAGUGGAUCCCAAAUCACUCCAAAAAAAGAAGAAGGAUGUGGGAGCAUGGGAGUUUGCUCCACUCUUCAACAUGAAGUUCCACGCCACGGAGCGCAAAAUGGACUUGGUACGUCGCAAGCGAUGGCAUCGUAAAAUGGUGGCAGAGACACCAGGAGCAAAGGCUGUAUUCGACAUGGGACAGGAUGAUGACAGCGAUAGUGAAGAGAGUAAGGCCAACCUGUCUGCUCCUAGAAUGUUCGUCAACUUUAACCAAACCAACAAGUAUCAACUGCGUGCGUACAUCUACCAAGCCAGGGACCUGACUGCAGCAGACUCUGACAGCUUCUCUGAUCCCUUUGCCUUUGUGAGCUUCCUCAACCGAAGUCAGAAGACGCAAAUGAUCAAGAAGACUCUAUGCCCUCAUUGGGAUCAGACGUUGAUCUUCGAUGAGAUCGAUAUACCUGGAGAUCCCAAAAUCCUGGCUGCCAAUCCACCAGAUAUCGUUGUAGAAGUCUUCGAUGAAGAUACAUUCGGCAGUGAUGAGUUCAUGGGUCGUGUGGUGAUGAAACCGAUGGUGAAACUGGACAGCGCUGAUCAACGUGUAUCUAGACUGGCUUGGUAUACUCUAUGUAAAGGAGAAGGCACUGCUGGUGAACUACUGGCCUCUUUCGAACUCUUCCUCAUGUCGGAGACGUCUGAUUUGCCGUUCAUGCCACCAUCUAGAGGAGAUCUUUUCCUGGUUCCCAAUGGCAUCCGUCCUGUUAUGCAGAAGACUGGUGUGGAGUUCCUUUGUUGGGGUGUACGCAACAUGAAGAAGUUCCAGCUCUCGGCGGUGACGUCACCGUGCAUCGAGUUUGAAAUCGGCGGCAAGAUCAUCUCAUCCAAGGUCAUCAAGAACACCAAGAAGAACCCCAACUUUGAUUCUCCACUGCUCUUCAUGCAAGUGGACCUGCCCAAGGAAGAGUUGUACACUCCUCCUAUCAACGUCAAAGUUCGUGACCAUCGCGCCUUUGGACGUAAACCUAUUGUCGGCGUGGCGGUCAUCAAGAAGCUGGCAGAGUACCGAGUCAUUCCAGCCCUGACCAACGGCGCAGCAUUGACUGACCAACCCACUGAGAACGGAGUUUCAGAUGAGGGGUCACAGGAUUUAUCAACAGCUGCUGAUGGCCCCCAGGAGGACACCAAGCUUCUGGAUGGAAAAGACCCACCUUUUGGAGAGAGUGAUGAAAUGUCGCCCGAUGUUGUGGCUGCAAUGAUGGGCGACCUAUUAAGCCAAAGCGUCGAGAAAUUAGCUGUGAGCGCACGUCACAGAGAAGAAGUACCCCCUGGUCGUAAGUCACCAGGUACGGCAGGUACCCCCGGCGGCAGCACAGCGAGUAGCACCGGUGCCGUAGAGACCGAUCAUGUGGUCAUCAUGCCGGAGGAAGAGCCGGCCGUCGAGGGUGCGCCCGGUGAGAUUGCCCCCAUCAAGAAAGUUAAGAAGAAGUUCAAACGAAUGGUGGCUUUCGGUAAAAAGCAAAUCAAAUAUGUACAGCUUAAUUCGUCCGACUCGGAUGUACGAUUCAUUCCGGAAGUGAAUGAAGAUGAGAUUGACUGGUGGUCCAAGUACUACGCUUCCAUCGGAGAAGUAGAGAAGUGCGGCGACUAUCUACAGAGAGGAUAUGAUACACUACAGCUGUACCAAGGCCCACUGGAGAAGGUUGAACCCUACAAUGGAUUCAACGACUUCUGCAACACCUAUGAACUCGGCCGGGGGAAGGCCAGUGAAUCAGAUGAUGAAGAAUCAAGCGGUGUUGGGGAGUUCAAGGGUCUGUUCAGGAUUUAUCCCUUACCGGGUGAUCCUAAAUCCCCACUCCCACCAAAGGUCUUCAAGCAUCUUCCAUCCAGUGCCCCAGUAGAGUGUGUAGUCCGUGUGUACUGCAUCAAAUGCAUUGAUCUUCAGCCACAGGAUCCCAACGGGCUGUCCGAUCCGUAUCUGAAAGUACAGCUGGGCAGGAAGAAGAUCAACGAAGAUGACAAUUACAUUCCUAACACACUCAAUCCUGUCUUCGGAAGUAUGUUUGAAAUCAAGACGUUUCUACCAGUCCACAAGGAUCUGACUGUGUCGGUCUGGGACCAUGACUUAUUGAGCAAAGAUGACAUUAUCGGCGAGACGGUCAUCGAUCUGGAGAAUCGGUUCCUGACCAAGUACCGAGCCAGCUGUGGACUUCCAAACACAUACGCUCUGACUGGACCCAACAAAUGGCGUGACACCCAGAAACCUAAAGAAAUCCUUGACGAUUACUGCAAGAAGAAUAACAUACCUGGACCCUUCUACUAUGGAGCUACCAAAGUCACUGUCGACGGCAAGAUGUACAAUCUCGCUGAUUUCGAGCUGAACCGGGUCCACACUGACCACGAGGGGCCAGCCGAUGAGCGUAUGGCCUUACAUGUCUUAAGAGCGCAGGGAUUAGUCAAGGAGCACCUUGAGACGAGACCUCUGUACAGCCCGCUGCUCCCUGGCAUUGAGCAGGGCAAACUGCAGAUGUGGGUCGACAUCUUCCCCCUGAAUCUCGGUCCGCCCGGAGAGCCUUGCGACAUCUUGCCACGCAAACCCAAGAAGUAUACCUUGCGUCUUGUAGUCUGGAAUACCAAAGAUGUCAUCCUGGAUGAGACGUCUAUCACUGGAGAGAAGAUGAGUGAUAUCUACGUCAAAGGGUGGAUGUCCGGCCAAGACGAGAAACAGGAGACCGAUGUGCAUUACCGAUCACUCAACGGGGAAGGGAACUUCAACUGGAGAUUUGUCUUCCCGUUUGAGUACAUUCCACCAGAGAAAGUAAUGGUCAUCAGACAGAAGGAACACUUUUGGAGUCUGGACAAGACUGAAUCCCAUGUACCACCAAUCCUAGCCCUUCAAAUAUGGGACAACGACAAGUUCUCAGCCGAUGACUUCCUUGGUACGCUUGAGCUGGACUUGAACAACAUGCCGGCUCCAAGAAAGAAGUCCCGGCAGUGUAGUCUGAAACAGUUGCCGGACAACAAAGAAGGCAAGGAGGUGGAGAUGGUGUCACUGUUUGAACAGAAACGCGUCAAUGGAUGGUGGCCGUGCUUUAGUGAGGAGACUGGGGAGCGAGAACUAACCGGAAAGCUUGAGAUGGAAUUGGAGAUUGUCAGCGAGCAGGAGGCCGAUGAGAGACCCGCUGGAAAGGCCAGGGAUGAGCCAAAUGCUAACCCAACUCUGGAUCCGCCCAAUCGUCCAGAGACUUCAUUCUUGUGGUUCACAUCCCCGUGGAAGACUCUCAAAUUUAUCAUCUGGAACAACUACAAGUGGUACAUCAUCGGGUUCUUCCUGGCCCUCAUCAUUAUCGCCUUCGUCGUACUCUUCAUCUACAGUGUGCCAGGAGUCACAGUCCAGAAGAUAUUUGGGACCAGGUAGGUUGAAGUCCUAACAGGAAGGGGCUGAAGUCCUAAAUGGAAAGGGCUGGAGUGCUAAGAGGUAGGGGCUGAAGUCCUAAGUUGAAGGAGCUGAGCUGAAGUCCUAAAAAGAAGGGGCUGAGGUCCUAAAAGGAAGGGCUUAAGUCCUAGAAGGAAGAGGAUGACAGACAAUCACAAGAAAUAAUCUGUGUGUCCAAUUGUAAAAAUAUGGAACUAUUACAAUUUAUAUAGUUGUCAAAUUAUAUAGUUGUCAAAUUUGAUGGUUAAUUCUUGUUUCAUAUCCGCACAUGAAUGUUCACUGCUUGACUGAACUGUUCCAUUUUCUGGACGUGUUUGAAAAAUAACUUUAAAAUUGACAUUUCAAGCAAUGAAAUCAAGCUAAAAUAAAACAUAAAAUGAUCAAUUCAGAAGUUAAAGUGUUUAUUUACAGGAGUUAUGAACUCACUUUGAUAACAAAAUUUAAUUAUUUAUAAGUUGGUGGAAUUGUUGUCUAAUCAUGUAGUUACGGAAUUGUUCAAACAGAAAGUGAUAUACUCAUAUAACAUUAUAUACUUUUGAUAUAUUAUGGUUACAGUUAAGGGUAUAGAUGAUUAUGUUACUAGAUUAAGAAUAUUCAUUAUCCAAGUGAAGUAAGAGUGUGUAGUUAAAAAAAAAUGACGAAGCCAAGUAGUUUUAUAAAGUCUUUCGGUAACUACUUUAAGAUAUAGGUUUAGGAUAUAUUCUUUAUAGAGUUGUUUUGAAAAAUAUCAAAAUUUAUAUGAUUAUUCGAUAUUGAUAAUUAAUUUGAAUAAGUCCUUGAUGUUUAUGAAAACAAUACCAAUGAAUUGAGUGUCUGCAAGAAAUUAUAAAAUUACAAGCAGAUAUAUAUCAGCCUAAGCAAAACUAGAAGAUAUUUAGUCUUGAAUUAUUGUAACUCAAAGUAACAUUUUUUUUCCCCCAUUUUUUUUUUCAAUAUUAAACAGUGUAUAAGGCAAUAAUAUGGAGAGUAGAUACAUUACCUCUGAUCAGUGACUCUAUAAACUUUUAUUUUUCAUCAAGUAAAAUGUAAAAACUUUCUUUACAAAGGAAAGAGUUUUUGUUUGAAUCAUGUAAGGCCCCCUGCUGUCGAUUUCACAAAGAGUUAGGACUGUCUUACCUCGAGU